CCGACCUCCCGACGCAGCGGUGCUACUAUCCAAGUGAAUAACCUUAAAAAAAAGAAGAGCGCUGGGCUUUCGUCUCGGAUGGUUUAACAGCUUCUCAUUCGCCUUUUGGAUCCACUUCCGAUGCGAAAUGCUGCACCUAUUAUCGGACUAACCAGCCCUGUAGUUAAUUAAUCGCUCCUAUCUUCUCUUGCAACAUUGUUGCAGCGUCGCGGCUAUUGACACACGUUGUGGUGGUGGUGGUGGUGGUUGAGGCUGCUGGAGGGACCGGGAGGCCUGUGGUCGUUUUGAUCCUGGACGGAUAUUUUUGGACAACCUGGAGUUUUAAUGUUCGCGACGGAAAGAGGGGGGAAUCUCUGUCCUGUAUUUCAAACGGAACAUGUCUUUUUCAUGGCUGACUUGUUCACUUCUUCUGGGAACUUUAUGCGCAGGGUACAGUCUGGGCGAAGCAGAGACCCGGGAGUGUGUGUACUACAAUGAUAACUGGCGCACGGAGAGGACCAACCAGAGCGGCUUCGAGCGCUGUGAGGGGGAGAAGGACAAGCGACUGCACUGUUAUGCCUCCUGGCUCAACUCCUCAGGGACUAUCAAGCUGGUGAAGAAAGGCUGCUGGCUGGACGACUUCAACUGCUAUGACAGGCAAGAGUGUGUCUCCAUGGAGGAAAACCCUCAGGUCUUCUUCUGCUGCUGCGAGGGCAACUACUGCAAUGAACGAUUCACCCACCUUCCUGACAUGAUUGGCAGUGGCAACCGAGUGAAAAUCCGGCCUCCACCCCGAGUGCCGUCCCUGCUCAAUGUGCUGGUGUACUCCCUGCUGCCUCUCUGCGUGCUGUCCCUGGCCUUGGUUCUGGCCUUGUGGAUGUACCGCCACCGCAAACCUCCCUACGGACAUGUAGAUCUGAGCGAGGAUCCUGGACCAUCUCCUCCAUCCCCCUUGGUGGGUCAGAAACCUCUGCAGCUGUUGGAAAUCAAAGCUAGGGGGCGCUUUGGUUGUGUUUGGAAAGCUCAGUUGAUGAGUGACUACGUCGCUGUAAAGGUCUUCCCUGUUCAGGAUAAGCAGUCGUGGCAUAACGAGCGAGACAUAUUCCUGACUCCGGGGAUCCGACAUGAGAAUAUCUUGCGUUACAUCGGUGCAGAGAAGCACGGAAGCAACCUGGAGACAGAGCUGUGGCUUAUCACAGAGUUUCACGAAAGGGGAUCAUUGACAGACCACCUGAAGGGCAACACUGUGACCUGGAGUGACCUGUGUCUCAUAGCAGAGACCAUGUCCCGCGGCUUGGCCUACCUCCAUGAGGACAUUCCGAGCUACAAGGGAGAGGGGCCCAAACCGACCAUAGCGCACAGGGACUUCAAGAGUAAGAAUGUGAUGCUACGAGAUGAUCUGGCUGCAGUCAUUGGAGACUUUGGGCUCGCUGUACGAUUUGAACCAGGAAAACCUCCAGGAGAUACUCAUGGCCAGGUGGGUACGAGGCGUUACAUGGCUCCAGAGGUGCUGGAGGGAGCCAUCAACUUCCAGAGAGACUCCUUCCUGAGGAUAGACAUGUACGCCAUGGGCUUGGUGCUGUGGGAGCUGGUGGCUCGCUGCACAGAGACCGACGGUACAGUGGGUGAAUACAUGCUGCCGUUUGAGGAUGAAAUAGGCCAGCAUCCCUCCCUGGAGGAUCUGCAGGAUGUGGUCGUGCACAAGAAGAUGCGUCCAGUCAUCAAGGACUGCUGGCUCAAACAUCCUGGUUUGAGCCAGAUGUGUGAGACCAUCGAGGAAUGCUGGGACCACGACGCAGAGGCGCGCCUGUCGGCCGGCUGCGUGGAAGAGCGCAUCGGUCAGAUAGCCAGGACGAUCAGCAGCACUACCUCAGACAGCCCCGUCUCCAUUGUGACGUCUCUCACCAACGAGGACCUACCUCCCAAAGAGUCCAGUACCUGAACGGGUGACACCAUCUUUCACCCAAGCUCCUGACUUUUUAUUUUUUCAAAUCCAAACUCAGCGGAUCUCCGUGAAUAUUUAAAAACAUUAAAAAAAACUAGCAAAUUGAAUGCAGCUGCUAUUUUAUCCCAAUACUGGUAUUUUUUUUUCUGUUUUAAUGUUUUUGGUGUUAAGUCGGAUCUUACUAACACAUCCAUCUGCUGUAGUUUUGAAGUAGUAAUAAGCUGUGCGAUGGGCUCAUCUGAUAACACCCACGUGUCAAAUCUUAAAUGUCGUCAUUACCUCAUGUAUUUCUUUUGUGUUAGUCAAUUUUUUAUUACCUCAUGAGUUGUUAUCUUUGUCGUUUUUCCUGUCUGGUCAUGAUCGUCUGCGGCCAAAUGAAAUGAACCUUUGCUCCAAACCUCGGACGACGUGCUGCACACCUAGGAGGAACCGUUUUGAGACUGUUAGACAAAAUAUAUUCAUCUUCCUCAGGGGUCGAAGCUUCUCGAAUUUUUAAAACUCGAGUGCGCUCCCUUAUUUUAAACCUGUGAAUGCCUCAGAAUGAAAAAGAUCAAAAACCCGAUUGGAGCACAGCUGUUUUAUCAUAAGGGAGGGAGCUAAAUGGGAGCUGAGCAGUUGUUUUAAACAUUUGGACUUCUUGAAGAUUUGGGACAAGCGUCUUGUCCCUGGGGAACUACCUCUCAGGUAUCCAGUAGGCUUCUUUGGAACAUUUUCUCUAAGUUGAGAGCCAAGCUAUCCAGCUAGCUAUCAUGGACAUAUUCCUGGAUUCUUUUUUUUAAUUGUAGAAAUUUCAGAGUUACUCCUUUUGCCAGUGCCAGGGGCAUUGACGGAUGCUGUCUGGAGUUGCAAUGUUACACAUUCUUGAUUUUAACUAUGUUGUGUGAAUGUGUGUGCGUGUGCGUGAGUGUGUGUGUGUGUGUGUUUGAAGACUAAAUGAUAUGAGAUGGAUAGAGAGCGUGUUAAAAGUAAGAACCAUGGACAGGUAGUCUGGGUUUAUCCUUGCGAGGGCCAUACUUGAGUAAGCAACAUGUCUGUUUUUUAAUUUUCAUGGCUGUUUGUUCAAUAGACUCAGUCGGACACCAGUCCCCAGAUACCUCAGUCACUGUACGUCAUGCAAGGAGAGCUCAAAUGGUUGCCUUUGUCUCAAAUGCAAUGCCAUAGUGUAUCAUAACAUGAAUACCAUACAUUGAAUGUCCGUUAUGCUGCUGUGACUAUUCCAGGAUACUCAAGGAUUUGUAGAUGUACAUGUAUUCUUUGUUAAUAUAACGCUAACAUGUGAUAACUAUCCAUGAUAUUAUGUGAGGCUAAUAUUCUGUUUUUUUUUCUUUGUUUUUUUUUUUUCUUUUUGACUGGGUAAGCCCUCAGCUGCUUACUCCUCCAGACUGACCUCAGAUAUUCUGACAAGUACCUCAGGCUUUUUCUACAUGUAUAUCAAGUUGUGUUAUGUAUUUUAUUGUGUUUUAGUAGUGGAGAUAUUUUAUUGCUGGUUGGGCCUCUUAUCUGUGGAGAUUGUUUUUUCUUUUAAUAGAGCCUGACCACAGUGUUAAUGCUGUAAAAAUCUAAAAGAAGAGAGGCAGAUUCUUGUAAAUAGACCUGUACACACAGUUGCCGAACACUGAUCUGUUUUUUUUUUUUUUUUUUUUUUUUUUUUUAAAUAAGAAAGCAGGGCAUUACUAUUCUCAUUUCACAGAAACAGAAAAGGAUUUCCAAUUCCACCUCUACAUAUUUAACAGUCGUUUUUGACAACUAGCCCUGUGAUUAUAAAUAUAUAUAUAUAUUUUCAGAAUUUUCAACAAUGGAGGAUUGUGUUACUGAUUUCUGUGAAUAAUGGUAUCAGUUCCUCUGGAUCAGAAGUUGUGUAGGUAGCACUUGCAUUAGAAAGCUUAGUGUGUAUACCAUCGAAAACAAGCAAACAAA
This is a messenger RNA of Scomber scombrus (Atlantic mackerel), 3841 nucleotides long. Its product is annotated as activin receptor type-2B-like. The record is from RefSeq and is a predicted model, not a curated record. Gene Ontology annotation, biological process: activin receptor signaling pathway; cellular response to growth factor stimulus; protein phosphorylation. Gene Ontology annotation, cellular component: activin receptor complex; plasma membrane. The transcript is spliced from 11 exons. Gene Ontology annotation, molecular function: activin binding; activin receptor activity; ATP binding. NCBI's taxonomy places the organism in Eukaryota, Metazoa, Chordata, Actinopteri, Scombriformes, Scombridae. Bases 377 to 1921 code for a protein of 514 amino acids.